Messenger RNA from Rhinichthys klamathensis goyatoka, 766 nucleotides. RefSeq names its product erythropoietin b (gene epob). Gene Ontology annotation, cellular component: extracellular region. The record is from RefSeq and is a predicted model, not a curated record. Gene Ontology annotation, biological process: nucleate erythrocyte development. NCBI's taxonomy places the organism in Eukaryota, Metazoa, Chordata, Actinopteri, Cypriniformes, Leuciscidae. Gene Ontology annotation, molecular function: erythropoietin receptor binding; hormone activity; cytokine activity.
AUGGGAUGUCUGCUGUCGGUUUUGAUAAUAUUUGUGUGGCUGGGUGUAAACCAGGUCUCGCCCCUCCGACCCAUCUGCGACCUGAGGGUUCUGGAUCAUUUUGUUCGAGAAGCUCGAGAUUCUGAAGUCAUCAUUCGAGGUUACAGAGGUGGCUGUGGAGUGAUGAAAUCCUACUUUGUUCCUCAGUCAAAACAGAUAGUCUUUCUCAAAUCGUUCAAUACUGUUCAGGGGCAGGUCAUGGAGGUCCAGACUGGAAUGUGUACAGCGAAGAAAACAGUGAGCAACUCUUCUCUGGAUAACAACAUCAGUAACAUCCACAGCCUCGGCCAGAUCCUGUCUUGAUUUACAGGUAUAUCGGUUCUGUUUCCGCAGCAGGCCAGGUCCACAGUUCUUCCAGAUGAUUCAGCUCCUGCCAGCUCACAGAUGCAGGAGGUCUCCUCUCUCCCAGAACUUCUGCAGGUGCAGAGCAGUUUCCUGCGAGGCAAAGUCAGACUCCUGCUUUCAGCUGCACCAGCCUGCCAGCGGCAAAACAGCUGAUUCGACGAACUGUUUACAACAGUCACGCGUACAAACAAACCCGGACAAAAACGCUUGAUUGUGACUCCUUCCUCAAUCUUAAAGAGCUUAUACUUUCCGGGUGUCGCUCUUCAAAUGCUCUAUUGCAUUUAAAAGCCUGCAGUCAUCUAAAGUAUGCAUCACGUGCAGAGUGAAGCAAAACAGUAGAGACACCUUGACGUAUUCAACAAGGCGAUCUUGGCAGAGGAAC